Molecule: messenger RNA, 2956 nt
Organism: Cercocebus atys (sooty mangabey)
Lineage: Eukaryota; Metazoa; Chordata; Mammalia; Primates; Cercopithecidae
Gene: INSM2
Product: insulinoma-associated 2
Exons: 2
Coding region: 94-1800 (568 amino acids)
Biological process (GO): negative regulation of transcription by RNA polymerase II; regulation of cell cycle process; neuron differentiation
Cellular component (GO): nucleus; transcription repressor complex
Molecular function (GO): RNA polymerase II cis-regulatory region sequence-specific DNA binding; DNA-binding transcription repressor activity, RNA polymerase II-specific
Source: RefSeq, a predicted model, not a curated record
CCGCGGCGAAGCUUUUCUAGUUCAUCUGCUGUCCGGCUCUCAGUCCCCGUGGCGCCCCCUUUCCUCUUGUCCCCGAGCGCUCUCGACUCCACCAUGCCAAGGGGCUUCCUGGUGAAGCGAACUAAACGGACAGGCUGCUCGUACCGAGUUCGCCUUGCGGAGCAUGUCUUCCCUCUGCUGGGGCCCCAGGGGGCGCCGCCCUUCUUGGAGGAGGCUCCCAGGGCCUCCUUGCCCGGUACGGAGCGGGCGGCCCCCCCCACCCGGGAGGAACCCGGAAAGGGGCUGACGGAGGAGGCGGCCCGGGAACUGUCGGGGUCGCCAUGUCGGGCGGCUGGGGUGAGCCCGGGGGCGGGCGGGCGGGAAGGCGCGGAGUGGCGGGCGGGUGGCAGGGAAGGUCCCGGGCCCAGCCGCAGCCCCGGCCCCAGCCCCAGUCCAGCGAAGCCGGCCGGCGCAGAGCUGCGUCGGGCGUUCCUGGAGCGCUGCCUCAGCUCGCCCGUCUCCGCCGAGUCCUUCCCCGGGGGCGCCGCCGCCGUGGCCGCUUUCUCCUGCUCCGUGGCGCCAGCAGCCGCACCGACCUCGGGGGAGCAGUUCCUGCUGCCGCUCCGGGCGCCGUUCCCAGAGCCCGCGCUUCAGCCGGACCCUGUGCCCCUCUCGACCGCCCUGCAGAGUCUGAAACGGGCGGCCGGCGGCGAGCGCCGUGGCAAGGCACCCACGGGCUGCGCGUCUGGACCCGCAGCCACGGGAAUCAAGAAGCCAAAGGCCAUGAGGAAGUUGAGCUUUGCCGAUGAGGUGACCACAUCCCCUGUCCUGGGCCUGAAGAUCAAGGAGGAGGAGCCCGGAGCGCCGUCUCGGGGCUUGGGAGGCAGCCGCACGCCGCUGGGCGAGUUCAUCUGCCAGCUGUGCAAGGAACAGUACGCAGACCCCUUCGCGCUGGCCCAGCACCGCUGCUCCCGCAUCGUGCGCGUAGAGUACCGUUGCCCUGAGUGCGACAAGGUGUUCAGCUGUCCUGCGAACCUGGCCUCCCAUCGCCGCUGGCAUAAGCCGCGUCCCGCGGCUGCAAACGCCGCCACAGUCUCCUCCGCCGACGGGAAGCCGCCUUCUUCGUCGUCUUCGGCCUCCCGGGACUCCGGGGCCAUUGCAUCUUUUCUGGAGGAGGGAAAGGAGAACAGCCGGAUAGAGCGGACUGCGGAUCAGCACCCGCAGGCCAGGGACAGCUCCGGGACGGAUCAGCACCCGGACAGCGCCCCGAGGCAGGGCCUCCAGGUGCUGACGCAUCCAGAGCCACCGCUGCCACAGGGCCCCUACACGGAGGGGGUGUUCGGGCGCCGGGUGCCUGUGCCAGGCAGUACCAGUGGUGGCGGGGGAUCCGAAAUUUUCGUGUGCCCAUAUUGCCACAAAAAGUUUCGUCGCCAAGCCUAUCUGCGCAAGCACCUGAGCACUCACGAGGCGGGCUCGGUCCGUGCGCUAGCGCCGGGCUUUGGCUCCGAACGCGGUGCCCCACUUGCCUUCGCUUGCCCGUUGUGCGGAGCGCACUUCCCUACCGCAGAUAUCAGGGAGAAGCACCGGCUGUGGCAUGCUGUCCGCGAGGAGCUGCUCCUGCCCGCUCUGGCGGGGGCUCCUUCCGAAACGCCGGGCCCUAGCGGGCCAUCUGACGGGAGUGCCCAGCAAAUUUUCUCGUGCAAGCACUGCCCGUCCACUUUUUUUAGUUCUCCGGGGCUGACCCGGCACAUCAAUAAGUGCCACCCCUCAGAAAGCCGGCAAGUGCUGCUGCUGCAGAUGCCACUGCGGCCUGGCUGCUGAGGGACGAAAGAAAGGAUGAUUUCGAGGUUGGCCUUAGAGGAAACAGAUCAUGGGAAUUUCUGUGGGGCUUUCUUCAACUUGCAAGUUUACUUUCAUUCCUUCCUAUGUUUCUCCCUCCUAAAAUUCUCCCUGUAGUCAAUGUUCUACCAGAGGAGCAGACAGUGAAAUGUAAUAUCCCUUUCUAGAGCAGGUAUGUAUAUGGUACAAACCUUGAGAUCAAAGCCUGUCAGCUUUAAAUCCUUCUCACUUUCCCCACUAAAAUAGGAUUUUUCCCCCUUAAAACUCUGGAGACCCUAACGAAUCCUAUAUGAUUUGUAAUUCCUAUGGAAAGUCGCGGUGAAUGCGUGCAUGUCUCAGUGUCCACAAAGGGUUCUGGCUACCCUUUGGGAGUCACCAAUGUUUUUUUCCUCUUGUCAUCACAGGCGCCUAUGCAGCUUCUGUCUCAAUAGGAUCAGAUAUUUUGCACUGUAUCUGUGAAUUAAAAGUUAUGUGACUGGUGCCAAACUUAAGGAGAUUCAAGCCCUGGCAGAAAAUAAUGUUAGUGACCCAUUUGGACAGAAUACAAAGACGGAAAUAUUUUGCAAAUGAAUGUAAUGGUGCAGGAAUGCAAUGAAAAAUCUUCCUUUGAAGUAUGGCUGCAAAGACUGAGCUCCAAAAGGCAAGGAAUAUGCACUAGUCUUUAAAUCUAAAAAAGACAUCCCCCCAAGAAAUGUCGACAGAAAAUAUAUUUUAAGUAUGUAUAUAUAUUUCAAACUAGUGAACAGUGUUACCUGAAGAUGAAAAAAAGUAUUUUAAUGGUGCUAAUUAAUUUCACUAUUUCAGGUUUGUAUUUUUACUCCAUAUUGUUAUGUAUCAUCAAUCCAUUAAUUUUUUUAUAGCACUUUAGAAACAUGUAUGCAGUUACUCUGAUUUUCCUUUUUGUAAUUCUUCACCUUGGCUGUAGGAAAUUGUUUAUAUUGUUCAAUCUUCUUCCCAAGGACUCUAUCCAUUUGUUUAUCUUCUACAUCAGCUUACAUAGGACUUUUAGUUUUCAUUUGUAAGAAAACAAAAAAUUGAGUGCACAGAAGUUCUGAAAGGUUGUCUUAGAAAACUUGUCAGUACAAACUUUUAUUGCUGAAAGUAUAUUAUAAAACAAAGUAAAAUUUAAGAAUCAAAA